This is a messenger RNA of Plenodomus lingam JN3, 1560 nucleotides long. RefSeq names its product atp2, beta subunit of the F1 sector of mitochondrial F1F0 ATP synthase (gene ATP2). The record is from RefSeq and is a predicted model, not a curated record. NCBI's taxonomy places the organism in Eukaryota, Fungi, Ascomycota, Dothideomycetes, Pleosporales, Leptosphaeriaceae. Gene Ontology annotation, molecular function: ATP binding; proton-transporting ATP synthase activity, rotational mechanism; ATP hydrolysis activity. Gene Ontology annotation, biological process: proton transmembrane transport; proton motive force-driven mitochondrial ATP synthesis.
AUGCUGAAGAGCGGCAUCCAAGCUUCUCUCCGCGCGGGUCUGCGCCGGCCGGCCGCAGUUCGCAGCGCCUUCCAGCCCAUCAAGAAGAACUUCGUUCCAGCCUUCGCCGCCCGCUAUGCCAGCACCGAGGCCUCCUCUACCAAGGAAGGGAAGAUCCACACGGUCAUUGGUGCCGUCGUGGACGUCAAGUUCGACACUGAGCAGCUGCCCGCCAUUCUCAAUGCCUUGACCACCGACAACGGAGGCAACAAGUUGGUGUUGGAAGUGGCCCAGCAUCUUGGUGAGAACAUCGUCAGAUGUAUUGCCAUGGACGGUACCGAGGGUCUUGUCCGUGGUGCCAAGGCUACCGACACUGGUUCUCCCAUCAAGGUUCCCGUCGGUCACGGUACCCUUGGUCGCAUCAUGAACGUCACUGGUGACCCCAUUGACGAGCGCGGUCCCAUCAAGGCCACCAAGUAUGCGCCCAUUCACGCCGAUCCCCCGGCCUUCACUGAGCAGGCUACCUCCGCUGAGGUCCUCGUCACUGGUAUCAAGGUCGUAGAUUUGUUGGCCCCCUACGCCCGUGGUGGAAAGAUCGGUCUUUUCGGAGGUGCCGGUGUCGGAAAGACUGUGUUUAUUCAGGAGCUGAUUAACAACAUCGCAAAGGCUCACGGUGGUUUCUCUGUCUUCACUGGUGUCGGAGAGCGUACCCGAGAGGGUAACGAUCUGUAUCACGAGAUGCAGGAGACUUCCGUCAUUCAGCUUGACGGCGAGAGCAAGGUCGCAUUGGUUUUCGGUCAGAUGAACGAGCCUCCGGGUGCCCGUGCUCGUGUCGCCCUCACUGGUCUUACACUCUGCGAGUACUUCCGCGACGUUGACGGGCAAGACGUGUUGCUUUUCAUUGACAACAUCUUCCGAUUUACGCAGGCUGGUUCCGAAGUGUCUGCGCUUCUUGGACGUAUUCCUUCUGCUGUCGGUUACCAGCCCACCCUCGCCAUUGACAUGGGUCUCAUGCAGGAACGUAUUACCACCACCUCGAAGGGUUCCAUCACAUCCGUCCAGGCCGUUUACGUGCCCGCUGACGAUUUGACUGACCCUGCGCCUGCCACGACCUUUGCCCAUUUGGACGCGACCACUGUGUUGUCCCGUGGUAUUUCCGAGUUGGGUAUCUACCCCGCUGUCGACCCUCUCGACUCCAAGUCCCGCAUGUUGGACCCCCGUGUGAUUGGUGAUGACCACUACAACACAGCCACGAAGGUCCAGCAGAUUCUCCAGGAGUACAAGUCGCUCCAGGAUAUCAUUGCCAUUCUUGGUAUGGACGAAUUGUCGGAAGCUGACAAGCUUACCGUCGAGCGCGCCCGUAAGAUCCAGCGUUUCUUGAGCCAGCCUUUCGCUGUCGCCCAGGUCUUCACUGGUAUUGAGGGCAAGCUUGUCGACCUCAAGGACACCAUUGCAUCAUUCAAGGCCAUCUUGAAUGGUGAGGGUGACGACCUCCCCGAAGGCGCUUUCUACAUGGUCGGCGACUUUGCGUCGGCUCGCGCCAAGGGUGAGAAGAUUCUUGCCGAUCUCGAGAAGUCAUAG